This is a messenger RNA of Mycena citricolor, 343 nucleotides long. The record is from the annotation of a GenBank genome assembly. Lineage: Eukaryota; Fungi; Basidiomycota; Agaricomycetes; Agaricales; Mycenaceae.
GCCGCUUGUAAUUCAAUCUGGGCCCGCUCCUGCGCGAACGCAUGGUUCUUUCUCACGUGCUCGAACAUCCGCGGAUCCACCUCCUCGGGAACAAUAUUCCGCGGCAACUCACCCCACACAGCUACUAACCCGCUCAGGCCCUACGCCGGAUCGGGCGAACGCUCCUCGGGUGCGUCGCCGUGUGGGACGACCCACACGCGUCGCAACCGAAGAAUGGACGUGCCAUUGUCGACUGCGGUGGGCUGAGAUCGUUCGGGAUAGACAGCUGUGACGGGAAUGGGGAUGCGACCGCGGAUAUUGGGCCUUGUAAGUACGUGUGCAGUUGCUUGCAGGCGGACACGGG